This is a messenger RNA of Phytophthora nicotianae INRA-310, 630 nucleotides long. RefSeq lists its product as hypothetical. NCBI's taxonomy places the organism in Eukaryota, Oomycota, Peronosporomycetes, Peronosporales, Peronosporaceae. The record is from RefSeq and is a predicted model, not a curated record. The coding region runs from base 1 to 630 and encodes 209 amino acids. The transcript has a single exon.
AUGGAUACCCGAGAUCUCCGACUAGCACAGAUCAGAAAGCCCAGCCACACCAAGAAAGCAGCUCCGGUAGGGACGGGUCUUCCAUCUCUUACUCCGUCCAGCCUGCUUCCGGAAUCGUACUCGCGCCAUACGCAACGGGUAGCCAAGCUCAAACAAAUUUGUGAAAUUCAAGCUUUGGGCCAAAUUCGAGGAUCCGAUCAUCGCUACAAUAUCGUAGUUCACACACUACCAAGUUUCCGGUCAAAUAUCCCGACGACGCAGUUGGUCUUUCGUGCGAAUGCUCAUAGCAGAACCGCGACACAUGACCCCGAUUUAAUCGUCGAGAAGACCUUAGACGAAUUUGCGAAGCUUCGUGACGACCUGUAUAACUGCUCCAAUAGUUCGCAUGUCGGUAAAAGUUGCGAAUUCUGUAAUGAAGUCGCAAAGUGCUUCCGUGCUCGCAUUUGGCAGCCUGGUACCACGAUCACGCGUGUUCUGCCAACGGAAAUGUGCGCGCGCGUUGCAACCGAGUUUCUAGAGAUGCUCCUGCGGCUUGCAACAUCGUGUCCUAGCGAUAUACGCGUAACAUGUCGUUGCCAAGAGCAACUUCCUCGUCAGCUCCACAAGUUUCUCUUCGAGGCAGAUGAGUGA